AUGGACACUUCACAAAUUCAGGCAACACUUGAUCCAAACACGUAUCAAGAACUAGAAGCUUUGCGUGGUAAAUUAUGGUCACUUCAAGAAACAUUUUCCACACAUUUAGCGUCGUUAACGGAACCUCGGUACCCUUUUAAUUGGCCUGAUCUGUUAAACAAGUUCAACAUGUUGACAGCCAAAUUCGCCUCUUUAUCUGAAGAUUUCUACAGCUACACCGAAACAGGAAGUAAUGCAACCUUACCAAAACUCAUGCUGCAUCCUUAUAUACCCACCACCAAAGAAAGCGACACGAAUAUCUUGAGUGUUUUACUCCGUACUAAACUCAUUCCAGACAUUGAGAAAUUGGAAGCCGACACACAGGCGACCAUCUCGCUCGAGCUGCUGGCUGAUAAUCAAAACCAGCUGAAUAAAAAUAUUGACGAUGAGCAAUUAAUCCAAUCCCAACUGAAACAAUGGAAUCAGUUACUUCAACGUCAUGAUAGAUUAGCAGUGGAUGCGACUCAGUUUGUCACGGAAUUAGCAAGUGAUCAUCGACCUAAUUUUAUGUUGCGGUACGAACACUUAGUGGAUGAGUCCGAAGAGGAAUCAGAUCAAGAGGAAGAAGAAAAGGAAUGGGAGAAAAUGGGCUUCCCUUCCGAAGAUGUUUGGAAGAAGUGGAAGUUGGAAUGUAUCAUGAAUUUUUAUAGCAGUGGUAAAACUGAAGUGGUUGGCAGUGAUGUAAAAAAAUUAGCUACGGCCGUGAAAAAAUAA
Molecule: messenger RNA, 753 nt
Organism: Mucor mucedo
Lineage: Eukaryota; Fungi; Mucoromycota; Mucoromycetes; Mucorales; Mucoraceae
Exons: 1
Coding region: 1-753 (250 amino acids)
Source: RefSeq, a predicted model, not a curated record